Messenger RNA from Erpetoichthys calabaricus (reedfish), 2737 nucleotides. RefSeq names its product extracellular calcium-sensing receptor. The coding region runs from base 2 to 2626 and encodes 874 amino acids. Lineage: Eukaryota; Metazoa; Chordata; Cladistia; Polypteriformes; Polypteridae. Gene Ontology annotation, molecular function: G protein-coupled receptor activity. Gene Ontology annotation, cellular component: membrane. The transcript has 6 exons. Gene Ontology annotation, biological process: G protein-coupled receptor signaling pathway. The record is from RefSeq and is a predicted model, not a curated record.
AAUGCCACUAUCAACAGCAUGUAAAGAUUUCCACUUUUCUUUAACCUUACUAUUGCUUGCUGGCUCUGCUGGUUUUCAGACAAGUACUAUUUGCAAACUACUAGGCCUAUUUGACUUACCAGGGUUAGAAAGUGACGGUGACAUUGUUAUUGGAGGCCUAUUUCCAGUUCAUUUUAAGGAAUCUGAAACUAAUCUCUCAUUUGAUAUUCGUCCUACUACAACGAAAUGUGAAAGCUUUGAUUUUAGAGCAUUCCGUUGGGUUCAAACGAUGAUCUUUGCCAUUGAGGAAAUAAACAAGAACCCUACACUGCUGCCAGGUGUAACACUGGGAUAUAAGAUUAUAGACACCUGUGACAACAUUCACAACGGUCUGCAGGGUGCUCUAAAAUUGGUGAAUGGCAAAGACGAAACAUCAUCUUUAAAUCAUUGCAAUGCAAGUAAUGCUGUCCCUGCAAUUAUUGGAUUAGCUUCAUCUUCACCAACGAGGGCCAUAGCUCAUACAAUAGGACCCUUUGGAAUUCCAGUGGUCAGUUAUUUUGCAACUUGUGCUUAUUUGACAGACAAAAAGGAAUUUCCCACAUUUUUACGGACAGUGCCUAGUGAUUUAUUUCAAGUUAGAGCACUUGUUCAGCUGAUCACCCAUUUUGGAUGGACUUGGGUGGGUGCCAUUGCAACGGACGAUGAUUAUGGCCAUUAUGGUAUUCAGUCUUUUGCAGAUCAAGCUAAAGAAAAAGGAGUUUGUCUUUCAUAUUAUGAAACUAUCCCCAACAUUUACUCUGAAGCAAAGCUCAGGCAGAUUGCAACCACAAUAAAAAAAUCAACAGCAAAGGUGAUCAUAGUCUUUGCCUCAGAAGGGAAAUUCUAUGAAUUGCUAAAAGAAGUUCUAAGGGAAAACAUCACAGACCGACAGUGGAUUGCAAGUGAAGCCUGGGUGACAGCUGCUCUGCUAACAACAGAUGAGUUUUACACAAUUUUAGGAGGAACAAUUGGCUUUGCUUUUCGGGGAGCUCAGAUAUCUGGACUCCUUGAAUUUCUUCAGAGGGUAAAGCCUUCUCCCCACCAAAAGCAUGUGUUGACUAAUAUGUUCUGGGAAGAAAUGUUUAAUUGCAGACUUAAUUUCUCAGGAGAGGAUAUAGCUCACGAAACUACCAAAACACGCAUUUGCACAGGUUCAGAAAACCUACUUGAAACAAAAAGCAUUUUUUUGGAUGUUUCUCAGUUAAGAGUUUCCUAUAAUGUUUAUAAAGCAGUAUAUGCUAUUGCUCAUGGUCUACACAAGCUGCUGGAAUGUGACAAUGAAGACAACUUAGGCCAGAAUAUCUCAUGUAAAUCUGUCUUUCCAUUAAGGCCAUGGCAGGUGCUUAGCCACUUGAAAACUGUUAACUUUACCAAUCGAUUUGGUGAAAAAGUAUAUUUUGACCAAAAUGGAGAACCUGUGCCAUUAUAUGACAUAAUAAACUGGCAAAAAGAUUUCAGUGGAGCAAUAAAGUUGGUAAAAGUUGGCUCAUUUGAUGCCUCUGCUCUCUCGGGUGAAGAAACGGUUAUAAAUGAAGAAAAAAUCAUAUGGAGCAGAGGCCAGUCUCAGGUUCCAUAUUCAAAAUGCAGCCAAAGUUGUCCUCCAGGUACAAGAAAAGCAACACAAAAUGGGAAGCCUACUUGCUGCUUUGACUGUGUGUCCUGUGCUGAUGGAGAAAUCAGCAACCUUACAGAUUCACUUGAAUGUACAAAGUGUGCCCCAGAUUUUUGGUCGGAUGAGAACAGAACAAAAUGUGUUGCAAGAGAUGUGGAAUAUCUCUCUUUCCAGGACACAAUGGGAGUUACUUUAACAGUUGCAGCUAUACUGGGAGCUUUUCUCACCCUAACUGUAAUGGGCAUUUUCUUUUAUUUCCGAAGCACUCCCCUUGUAAAAGCAAACAAUUCAGAACUCAGUUUCCUCUUGCUGGGAUCCCUGGAGCUGUGUUUCUUGUGUUCACUUACAUUCAUUGGUGAGCCGUCUCUGUGGUCCUGUAUGACUCGGCACACAGCAUUCGGGAUCAGCUUUGUUCUAUGUAUUUCAUGCAUUCUGGCAAAAUCUAUUGUGGUACUAGGAGCAUUCAAAUCAACGCUACCAGCAUCCAAUGCAAUGAAGUGGUUUGGACCUUUGCAACAGAGAGCUAUUAUCAUCAUCUGCACUCUGCUUCAGGCAUUUCUGUGUAUCACAUGGUUGACUCUGUCUCCCCCAUUUCCUUUCAGAAACACCAAUAACCAAGGAGGAAAAAUAAUCCUUCAGUGCAAUGCAGGUUCAGUCUUAGCCUUCUAUUUAGUGUUAGGAUAUAUUGGCCUCAUUUCAUGUGUUUGCUUCAUAUUAGCCUUUUUAGGGAGAAAGCUACCAAACAAUUUCAAUGAGGCAAAACUCAUCACAUUUAGCAUGUUAAUAUUUUUUGCUGUCUGGAUAGCUUUUAUUCCAGCCUAUGAAAGCUCUCCAGGAAAAUACACUGUUGCAGUUGAAGUUUUUGCCAUACUAUCAUCUAGUUUUGGACUUCUUUUAUGUAUUUUUAUUCCAAAGUGUUAUAUUAUUCUUCUGCAUCCAGAAAAAAAUACUAAAAAAGGCCUCAUUGGCAAAGCAGUAUCACUUAAAAAGCACUAAUAACCACUGAAGACUGCAGCUUGACUUUUUUUUUUUUUGGCUCAUUGCACAGCUGCUCUUGUGAAAUUUAAAAUAAAGAACAAUAGUGCCAUCUUGUGGUUGAUAGUCAAA